AUUUAUUUUCUUAUAAAAUAUAAAAAGAUUGUCACUCUCUCGUCUCUCCAUUAUCCAUCGAGAAAAUCUCAAUCUUAUCUAUGAAGUCCUAACCAUGUUGACUUGUAGACCGAUAUUCAUACAGCACACGUGAGGGGUAGAAGCGUCAUUCCACACAUCCGCACAGUAUAUAUAUAAACCCCCAGGCAGCCCACUCUUCAACGUGCAUGACAUUGCAGUGAAGAAAAAACACACUCACAUGCAAAACUGUCAGACUGAGAGAGAAACUGAUUUCUAGAGAGAGAAACAGAGAAGUGUGAGGAGAGAGAAACAAUCGCAAAAACCGCAGUCUCAUCAAUGGCCACCACCACCACCACCACCACCUUUCUGUACGCGUUAUCAGCAGUAGUAGUAAUAACACUCGUAUCUCUAACUUCUGUAUCUAAUGCCUGCCCGCCUUCCGACCGGGCAGCUCUACUGGCCUUCCGGGCAGCGCUGCAGGAGCCCUACUUGGGCAUCUUCGACUCGUGGAAGGGCUACGACUGCUGCCACAAGUGGUAUGGAGUGAGUUGCGACCAGGAGAGCCACCGAGUCGCCGACAUCAACCUCCGGGGCGAAUCGGAGGACCCGAUCUUCCGUAAGGCCCGCCGAACCGGGUACAUGACCGGUUCGAUUUCCCCGGCCGUCUGCCAACUCGAGCGGCUUUCCAGCUUCACCAUCGCCGAUUGGAAGGGCAUCUCCGGUCCGAUCCCUCCGUGCAUCGCUUCGCUGCCGUACCUUCGAAUCCUCGACCUGAUCGGGAACAAGCUCACCGGCGAACUUCCGGCGGAUAUCGGCCGACUGAGUCGACUCACCGUGUUGAACGUGGCGGAUAACCAGCUCUCCGGCACCAUUCCCCGCUCGCUGACCAACCUGUCCUCGCUGAUGCAUUUGGACAUCAGAGGAAACCGAAUUUCCGGCACCAUCCCCAGAAAUUUCGGGAAGCUGAGGAUGCUGAGCCGCGCCUUACUCAGUAAGAACGAGUUGAACGGGUUGAUCCCGGAGUCGAUCUCGUACAUCUACCGCCUCUCCGAUCUGGAUCUCUCCCUGAACCGGCUGUCCGGCCCGAUUCCGGCUUCCCUCGGUAAAAUGGCGGUUCUCGCCACGCUGAAUCUCGACGGCAACCAGAUCGCCGGCCAGAUUCCACCGACGCUGAUCAGCUCCGGCAUAAGCAUACUGAAUUUGAGCAGAAACUUCAUCGAAGGCUACAUACCAGAUUCGUUCGGACCGAGAUCUUACUUCACGGUGAUGGAUUUAUCGUACAACAAAUUGAAAGGCAGAAUUCCAAAGUCGAUUUCGUCGGCGACGUACAUCGGACACCUCGACGUCAGCCAUAACCAUCUGUGUGGACCCAUUCCGGCCGGAUCCCCUUUCGAUCAUCUUGAAGCGUCGUCGUUUGAGUCCAACGAUUGCCUAUGCGGGAAGCCACUUCGACCUUGUUAAUUAGGUAUAUAAUAUAUAGUUUCCGAUUAUUAUUAUUAUUAUUAUUAUUAUUAUUUACUAUUUCAUAUUUUCCCGGGUCAUAUAAUUUGCUUCGAUAAUGAUCGAAUCUAUGCUGUAUUUGGUGAAGCGUACAUCGGGUGAAGAUUUGUUGUUCAUCAUCUACACGCAUCAAAAUGGAUGUGUGGGUGUGUUAAUAAAUUGUAAUAGUACUGUCGAUGACUCGAUGCCGAUGUAUUUCACCAAAAUAUAGCAUAGAAAUAGAUAUGUCUAUGUAACUAUAGUAAUUAAUCAUAUUAUUAGUUCUUUAAUUGGAGUUUGAGCUUUGAACUAGCAUUCUUUUUCCAUGUUUGGUGGGAAAUGGGAAAAUGUUUUCAUGUGUAUUAUAAUAUGGUUUUUUUUUUAAA
This is a messenger RNA of Erythranthe guttata (spotted monkey flower), 1865 nucleotides long. Its product is annotated as Leucine-rich repeat (LRR) family protein. Gene Ontology annotation, molecular function: protein binding. NCBI's taxonomy places the organism in Eukaryota, Viridiplantae, Streptophyta, Magnoliopsida, Lamiales, Phrymaceae. The record is from RefSeq and is a predicted model, not a curated record.